This is a messenger RNA of Lotus japonicus, 1946 nucleotides long. RefSeq names its product threonine synthase, chloroplastic-like. The record is from RefSeq and is a predicted model, not a curated record. NCBI's taxonomy places the organism in Eukaryota, Viridiplantae, Streptophyta, Magnoliopsida, Fabales, Fabaceae. Bases 125 to 1708 code for a protein of 527 amino acids. The transcript has a single exon. Gene Ontology annotation, biological process: L-cysteine biosynthetic process. Gene Ontology annotation, cellular component: cytoplasm. Gene Ontology annotation, molecular function: pyridoxal phosphate binding; threonine synthase activity.
AUAGAUCUAUAAUAAUUGGACUAUUGGAGAGGGAGAGAGAGAGUGUGGGAGUUGCGGCGGCUCGCACUGCAACUAAAUAAAAAGCUGAUUCAUCCAUUCAUCUUCACUUUACCAAUCUCUCUCAAUGGCUUCUUCUUCCUCAACCCUCUUUCAAUCCUCCUCGUUUUUUUCCGGCGGUUUUCCACUGCCACCUCCCCAACGCAAACGUAAAACCCAUUUCCACCCAAUCAAAGCCCAAUCUCAACAACAAAACACCGCCACCAACAACAACUCACCGCCACAACCACCACCACCUUCCUCCUCCAACAUCCGCGACGAAGCUCGCCGCAAGAAAAUCUCCACCGGCGACCGCCACCUCUUCUCCGCCAAAUACGUCCCCUUCAACGCCGACCCAUCCUCCACCGAAUCCUACUCCCUCGACGAGGUCGUCUACCGCUCCCAAUCCGGCGGCCUCCUCGACGUCCAGCACGACAUCGCCGCCCUCAAAGCCUUCGACGGCGAACACUGGCGCAACCUCUUCGACUCCCGCGUCGGUAAAACCACCUGGCCCUACGGCUCCGGCGUCUGGAGCAAGAAGGAGUGGGUCCUCCCUGAGAUCGACGACGACGACAUCGUCUCCGCCUUCGAAGGUAACUCCAACCUCUUCUGGGCUGAACGAUUCGGCAAACGCUUCGUCGACAUGAACGAUCUCUGGGUCAAGCACUGCGGAAUCAGCCACACCGGAAGCUUCAAGGAUCUGGGCAUGACGGUUCUCGUCAGCCAGGUUAACCGCCUGAGAAAAAUGAACCGCCCUGUAAUCGGCGUUGGAUGCGCCUCCACCGGCGACACCUCGGCUGCCCUCUCAGCCUACUGCGCCUCCGCUGGGAUCCCCUCCAUUGUGUUUCUCCCGGCGAACAGAAUCUCCAUUGCUCAGCUGGUUCAGCCAAUUGCCAAUGGGGCAUUUGUUCUCAGCAUCGACACCGAUUUCGACGGCUGUAUGCAUCUGAUUCGCGAGGUGACGGCAGAGCUUCCGAUUUACCUCGCGAAUUCGCUGAAUAGUUUGAGGCUUGAAGGGCAGAAAACUGCUGCAAUUGAGAUUUUGCAGCAGUUUGAUUGGCAGGUUCCUGAUUGGGUGAUUAUCCCUGGUGGGAACCUUGGGAAUAUCUAUGCUUUUUACAAAGGGUUUCAAAUGUGUAAAGAGCUUGGGCUUGUGGAUAAAAUUCCAAGGCUUGUUUGUGCUCAGGCUGCAAAUGCAAACCCUUUGUAUACCUACUUUAAGUCAGGGUGGAAGGAGUUUCAGCCGAUGACGGCGAAGACUACUUUUGCUUCUGCUAUUCAGAUUGGUGACCCUGUUUCAAUUGACAGGGCUGUGCUUGCAUUGAAGAAUUCUAAUGGGAUUGUUGAGGAAGCUACUGAGGAGGAGUUGAUGGAUGCUAUGGCUCAAGCUGAUUCCACUGGCAUGUUUGCUUGUCCUCAUACUGGGGUUGCUUUGGCUGCAUUGUUUAAGCUGAGGAACUCUGGGGUUAUCAAGCCUACUGAUAGGACUGUUGUGGUGAGCACUGCUCAUGGGUUGAAGUUCACUCAGUCUAAGAUUGAUUACCAUUCUGGGCAUAUUAAGGACAUGGCUUGCCAGUUUGCGAAUCCGCCGCUGCAAGUGAAGGCUGACUUUGGGUCUGUUAUGGAUGUUUUGAAGAAGUAUUUGAAGAGCAAGGCUCCAAAGAAUCAUUAGGUUAGCAAGAGUUCCAAGCUUUGCUAUUUGCUCUGCUUGUUUGCUGUUUUUAGGCACUGUAGUGUUGUCUUUUGUAUUAGCUUUAAGUCUUUUUGGGAUGAUUUACUGGCAUUCUGUAUGCUGCUCCACAUUGGAGCAUGCUAACUGGAUUUUGUUGUAGAUUAUCUUUGUUGAGCAUGCAAUAGCUCCCCUAGAAUUGAAUUUGAUAAGAUGAGGAAUGCUCCUCAUUGGCUUGUUA